AUGUCAGAAGAUCACUGGGGUAUAUUUCUUGCUAACACCGAAGACAAACAUGCCAAGAGAAAGCCCAAAAAGAAGAAGCGCUAUGCAGAAGAAAACACUGCCUCGGCCUUCGGUAGCAGAACCAUCUAUGAGGGAAGUGAAGCAGACAAGGAGGAGGUCCCCACGAAGGUGAAGGACAAGCAAAGGAAGAAAAGGAAGAAGGAUCCGGACAUGCCCGAGAAGAUCCCAAUCUGGUUCGGGGAACAGCAGGAGGACGAAGACAUGCACGACAUCGCUCCUCCACCCGAAGCAUCAGCCCUCGGCGGCCAAACCGUCAAUGUCGGAAGUGAAGCAGCCGAGGAGGUCCUCACGAAGGUGGACAAGAAAAGGAAGAGAAGAAGAAGAAGAAGGAUCUUGACAAGUUCGAGGAGAUCCCCACCAGGCUCGGGGAAGAACAGGAUUUGCACGAUGAUGCUCCUCCAGCCGAGGCCUCGGCCCUCGGUGGCCAAACCGUCGAUGGUGAGUUGA
Molecule: messenger RNA, 507 nt
Organism: Amphibalanus amphitrite
Lineage: Eukaryota; Metazoa; Arthropoda; Thecostraca; Balanomorpha; Balanidae
Exons: 3
Coding region: 1-507 (168 amino acids)
Source: RefSeq, a predicted model, not a curated record